GGUUCACGGGAUGCUUCCAUUCCAGGGAGGAGGGGGGCUCUCGGCGCCUGCGCAGUGCAGUGCUUCGUUGGGCCUGCGCAGGGGGAUGGCGGCACCGUGGCUGGGCUGGGAGGCGCCGGGUCUGGCGCUGCGGGGCCUGGCCUGGCUAGGGCAGGAGUUCGCUGCCGACUGGGCGGCUCAAGACCUGCGGGCCGCGCUCUUCCAGCUGCUGCUGGUCUGGCUGGGCCUCAGCCUGCUGGGCAUCCACCUAGCCUGGCGGCUCCAUGGAGGCCGCGUCAGCCGCCUCUGCUGCCGUCCAGGCAGAGGCGGCCAGAAUGGAGGGACUCCCGCUGGUACCUCAUAUUUCCCCACCUGGGACAGCUCAAGCAAUGAGGCUGUGAAGACGCACCGAGAAUGAGGCGUGGACGGAUACACUGGUGGGCAGGGGCAUACCUGGGACAGCUCCACCCAUGGACUCCAGCGCUUCCAGCCAGGGAAACUGGCUUUGCACCUUCACUGUGUUGGAGAUUGCAGCCAUGUCAUCUGUGGGCUAGCUCUUGGCUAGCAGGGAGCUAUACAGCCAGCUGGCCUGUGCCCAUCCCAGCUGGACUCUGCACAGUCACUCAGGCAGGGCAAGCUGCCAUGUCACCCCUGUGGUCACUUCUGGGGGCAUCUGCACUGCCCCAAAAGCACAUCAGCCCUUCCCCAUACCUGCCCCAGACAAAACAGGCUCCUGUAGCGGCCAUAGGCCUGUGUACAUGGGGGUGGUGUAUAGUCAGUGCCUCAGUUGUCCUCGUGCCCAGCUUAAAUCCUCCCCAAGCACAUGCCUCUGAACGCCUCCCUCCAACUCUUGUCCACUGCUACCCCCACCACUGAUGAGCCAAAAUCCUUCCCGUCCCCCAGCCCCUUCCCGGGAAAAUUGCCUGAACCCCGUUUCCCUGCUGCCAAGCCUCUUCCUCUGCCCUCAGGGACUAUGAGACUCAUGCACCUGUACCACUUGCUGCCCUAGUGGGCAAGGUUGGAGGUCCUGCUCCCUGCUGCUAGAAUUCCUGUGACCCUGGCCCCUGGGGCAACUACAGCUGCUCUUCAGAGGGGCGGGAUUCUGCUCCUGGGCAUAGGGGAGAUGCAGGGCAGGAUGGCAGCGCUGUCCCACUGGUUACAUGGUGUGGGAGCAGAGAGCUGAGCUGCCCAUCUGCCUGGGAUUAGGUGGUGUGGAGGGCCUUUGGGCAGCACCAGGCUGCUCUUGCCCUGCACCGUGUCUCAUAGCAGUGUUGGAAUGAUAGCCUACUGGCACCUGGGCAGCAACGCACUGCACGUGCCAUCUGCCUGGGCCAGGUGAGGCCUUCCUAGGCCAGUGGCUCUGCCAAGGUGCCAGCCCUUAGGAUCAGAGCAGGAACAGCAUGCCCAUGGCAAACCCAGCCUAGGGGCCAGGGUGCCCCUUAGAGCAGUAGGAAUAGCUGGCCCCAGGUACUUCCAGCCACACUCGCUCACUGCAGGUGGAUCUCGAAGCCCAGGAGGGGGCAGGGCUCAGAGGCAGCACCUGCAUAAUGCCCUGGCAGGCACAGGGUGGCACAACUGGGCUUGGAGCCUGGUACCUGUAUUGCAGGCCAGGCCCUUAGUCCCAGGGCCACCUACCAUCCUUCUGCACUCUGCCAGGCCCUGGCUGAGGGCUCCUGUGACCUGCUGGCUGGAUUAAAUCCCUCUGCUGUGA
Messenger RNA from Gopherus flavomarginatus (Mexican gopher tortoise), 1690 nucleotides. It is a transcript of the gene TCTA, whose product is annotated as T cell leukemia translocation altered. The transcript has 3 exons. Lineage: Eukaryota; Metazoa; Chordata; Testudines; Testudinidae. The coding region runs from base 11 to 397 and encodes 128 amino acids. The record is from RefSeq and is a predicted model, not a curated record.